AUGCCUAUCCGUGCGCUAUGUACCAUCUGCUCCGACUUCUUCGACCACUCCCGCGACGUAGCCGCCAUCCACUGCGGCCACACCUUCCAUCUUCAGUGCCUGAUUCAGUGGUUUGAGACAGCACCAAGUCGGACCUGCCCACAAUGCCGAAUCCAGGUUGGCAAAAGAACCAUUAUCAAUAAGCUCUUCUUUGACCUUGCCCAGGAGGAGGAGAAUGUCUUGGAUGCAGAGUUCUUAAAGAAUGAACUGGACAAUAUCAGAGCCCAGCUUUCCCAGAAAGAGAAGGAGAAGCGAGACAGCCAGGCCAUCAUUGACAGUCUGCGGGACACACUGGAAGAGCGCAAUGCCACAGUGGAAUCUCUGCAGCAGGCCUUAGACAAGGCUGAGAUGCUGUGCUCUACCCUCAAGAAGCAGAUGAAGUACUUGGAACAACAGCAGGAUGAGACCAAACAAGCACGGGAGGAGGCCCGCCGACUCAAGAGCAAGAUGAAGACCAUGGAACGGAUUGAGCUUCUACUCCAGAGCCAGCGGCCCGAGGUGGAGGAGAUGAUCCGAGACAUGGGUGUGGGCCAGUCAGCAGUGGAGCAGUUGGCUGUGUAUUGUGUGUCCCUUAAGAAAGAGUAUGAGAACCUAAAAGAGGCACGGAGAGCCUCAGGAGAACUGACUGAGAAGCUGAGGAAGGACUUGUUUUCUUCCAGAAGCAAGUUGCAGACAGUCUACUCCGAACUGGACCAGGUCAGGUUGGAGCUGAAGUCAGCCCAGAAGGACUUACAGAUUGCUGAUAAGGAAGUUACGAGCCUGAAGAAGAAGCUAACAAUGCUGCAGGAAACCCUGAACCUGCCACCAGUGACCAGUGAGACUGUCAACCGCCUGGUCUUAGAAAGUCCAGCUCCUAUGGAGAUGCUAAACCUGAAGCUCCGCCGGCCAGCCUUCAGCGAUGACAUUGACCUCAAUGCCACCUUUGAUGUGGACACGCCCCCGGCCCAGCCUUCUAGCUCCCAACAUGGCCUUGUAAAGAAGCUUUGCUUGGAGAAAGCACACUCUCCUGUUCAGAACAUCCUCAAGAAGAUGCCUAAAGGCCCUCAGCAGGAUUGCCAGCUCUCACUGGGCGGCCAGCGCUGUGUGGGAGAGCCAGAUGAGGAACUGGCUAGUGCCUUCCCAGUCUUCAUCCGGAAUGCCUUCCUGGGCCACAAACAGCCCAAGAGGACCAGGGCAGAGUCCUGUCAUAGCACAGAUGCGGUAAGGACAGGCUUCGAUGGACUUGGGGGCAGGACAAAAUUCAUCCAACCUAUUGACUCUGCUAUUAUCCGCCCAUUGCCUAUAAAGCCCAAGACCAAGGCUAAGCAUAGAAUGGGGAUGAGAACAGCACCCCCUCCCUCCCAGGCCAAGCUGGACACCUUCCUGCGAUAG
Molecule: messenger RNA, 1410 nt
Organism: Orycteropus afer afer
Lineage: Eukaryota; Metazoa; Chordata; Mammalia; Tubulidentata; Orycteropodidae
Gene: TRAIP
Product: TRAF interacting protein
Exons: 15
Coding region: 1-1410 (469 amino acids)
Source: RefSeq, a predicted model, not a curated record